AUGAUCAAGGGAAAAUUUCUGGUGGUCAGGGGGAUGGAAGUGGUCCACAUGAGGGCAAUAUUGGUAAAAAUCAUGUUGAAGGAAGGUGUAUCUUUUAGUCAAUUUAUUUGCGAUCCAGUUGUUGAAAGUUUUCUUAAAACUUUGGAUCAAGGUACUGAUGGUUGUUUAAAUCAGAAACUAGUUCAAGAUGAUGUGAAUUUGAAUUUGACUGGUAUUGAUGAUGAGUGUGUUAUUCCAAAUGUUGAUGUUAUUGAUGCUAGUCCAGUUUCUUUUGCACCCCCUUUGGGUACAUUAGAAGGACCAUCAAAACCUGUUUCUGGCAAACCUAAAGAUAUAAAUGAAGAAGCAACAUCAGUAGUGGAUAUCAAAGGAAAGAGACAAAUGAAGUUUUCUUAUGUUUAUAAGUCACCAUUUAAGGAAAGGGAUAUUGUAUUGCUUAUGGAAACAGAUGUUAUUGGUUUUAGAGCUAAUUAUGAAAGUCUUUUUAAAAAAACCCAUUUGCAUGUUAGUGUUCUUGAUUCAUGGUCUCGUAUACUAAAUCAUCAAGAGAAAUUCAGAGAUGUUGUUAAUUCUCCACUCAGAUUGUUCAUGAAUUCUGACACUAUAUGUAGUAAAGAUUUGUUAUGUUCAAUGGAGAUAAUCUUUCUAAGUAAUGGUGGAAGAGUUCUUGGAGUCAGCUACAAUCUGUAUGAAAAUCUAGCUAGGAAUAUGAAGAACAAGAAUCUUGGAAAAUGGGGAACGUGA
This is a messenger RNA of Lactuca virosa, 744 nucleotides long. Lineage: Eukaryota; Viridiplantae; Streptophyta; Magnoliopsida; Asterales; Asteraceae. The record is from the annotation of a GenBank genome assembly.